AGUCGGGACGCACAAACUCUGCGUCAUGGCGGGCUGAGGUGGAUGAUGAAUUCCGGCGUGCAAGUCAGGGUUGCUGUGUCACUCGGCUCGCUCGGCGCGCCCCUUCCCCGCCGCCCUUCCGCACCGGCUCCCAGGCUCUUCCGGUCUCCCGUCGCCCCUCACCUGCAGGCCCAACUCCCGCGGCAGCCGGUGCACGCCAGGUGUGCCCUGUGGACGGAUCUCGCACAGUGCCCGGGUUCCGGGCGUCCGACCCACACGGGCCAUGGCGAGCGGCGCCGCCAGGUACCGGCUGAGCUGCUCCCUCCAGGGCCACGAGCUGGACGUGCGGGGCCUGGUGUGCUGCCUCUAUCCGCCGGGAGCCUUUGUGUCGGUGUCCCGAGACCGCACCACCCGCCUUUGGGCCCCGGACAGUCCUAACAGGGGCUUUACAGAAAUGCACUGUAUGAGUGGCCACUCUAAUUUUGUAUCUUGUGUAUGCAUCAUACCCUCAAGUGACAUGUACCCUCAUGGACUGAUUGCCACUGGAGGAAAUGACCACAAUAUUUGCAUUUUCUCACUGGACAGUCCAGUGCCUCUUUAUAUUUUGAAAGGUCACAAAAAUACUGUUUGUAGUUUAUCAUCUGGGAAAUUUGGGACAUUACUUAGUGGCUCAUGGGACACAACUGCUAAAGUCUGGCUGAAUGACAAAUGCAUGAUGACCUUACAGGGUCAUACUGCUGCUGUAUGGGCAGUAAAGAUUUUACCUGAACAGGGCUUAAUGUUAACUGGUUCAGCAGAUAAAACUAUUAAGCUGUGGAAGGCUGGAAGGUGUGAGAGGACUUUUUCAGGGCAUGAAGACUGUGUAAGAGGUUUGGCAAUUUUGAGUGAAACAGAAUUUCUUUCCUGUGCAAAUGAUGCUAGUAUUAGAAGAUGGCAAAUCACUGGCGAGUGUGUUGAAGUGUAUUAUGGACAUACAAAUUAUAUUUAUAGCAUAUCUGUCUUUCCUAAUUGUAAAGAUUUUGUGACAACAGCAGAAGACAGAUCUCUGAGAAUCUGGAAACAAGGAGAAUGUGCUCAAACAAUCCGACUUCCAGCUCAGUCUAUAUGGUGCUGCUGUGUGCUGGACAAUGGUGACAUUGUGGUUGGUGCGAGUGAUGGUAUUAUUAGAGUGUUUACAGAAUCAGAGGAUCGGAUAGCAAGUGCUGAGGAAAUCAAGGCUUUUGAAAAAGAGCUCUCUCAGGCAACCAUUGAUUCCAAAACUGGUGAUUUAGGGGACAUUAAUGCUGAACAGCUUCCUGGGAGGGAACAUCUGAAUGAACCUGGUACUAGAGAAGGACAAACUCGUCUAAUCAGAGAUGGGGACAGAGUCGAAGCCUAUCAGUGGAGUGUUAGUGAAGGAAGGUGGAUAAAAAUUGGUGAUGUUGUUGGCUCUUCUGGUGCUACUCAGCAAACAUCUGGAAAAGUUUUAUAUGAAGGGAAAGAAUUUGAUUAUGUUUUCUCAAUUGAUGUCAAUGAAGGUGGACCAUCAUAUAAAUUGCCAUACAAUACCAGUGAUGAUCCCUGGCUAACCGCAUAUAAUUUCUUACAGAAGAAUGAUUUGAAUCCCAUGUUUUUAGAUCAGGUGGCUAAAUUUAUUAUUGAUAACACAAAAGGACAAAUGUUGGGACUUGGGAAUACCAGUUUUUCAGAUCCAUUUACAGGUGGUGGUCGGUAUGUUCCAGGCUCUUCAGGAUCAUCCAACACUAUGCCAACAGCAGAUCCUUUUACAGGUGCUGGUCGUUAUGUGCCAGGUUCUGCAAGUAUGGGCACUACUAACAUGACUGGAGUUGAUCCAUUUACAGGGAAUAGUGCCUACAGAUCAGCUGCAUCUAAAACAGUGAAUAUUUACUUCCCUAAAAAAGAAGCUGUCACUUUUGACCAAGCAAACCCUACACAAAUAUUAGGUAAACUGAAGGAGCUUAAUGGAACUGCACCUGAAGAGAAAAAGUUAACUGAGGAUGAUUUGGUACUUCUUGAAAAGAUACUGUCUCUAAUAUGUAAUAGUUCUUCAGAGAAACCCACAGCCCAGCAACUUCAGAUUUUGUGGAAAUCUAUUAACUGGCCUGAAGAUAUUGUCUUCCCUGCACUUGACAUUCUUCGCUUGUCAAUUAAACAUCCCAGUGUGAAUGAAAACUUCUGCAAUGAAAAGGAAGGGGCUCAGUUCAGCAGUCAUCUUAUCAAUCUACUGAACCCUAAAGGAAAGCCAGCAAACCAGCUGCUUGCUCUCAGGACUUUUUGCAAUUGCUUUGUUGGCCAGGCAGGACAAAAGCUCAUGAUGUCCCAGAGGGAAUCACUGAUGUCCCAUGCAGUAGAACUGAAAUCAGGGAGCAAUAAGAACAUUCACAUUGCUCUGGCUACAUUGACCUUGAACUAUUCUGUUUGUUUUCAUAAAGACCAUAACAUUGAAGGGAAAGCUCAAUGCUUGUCAGUAAUUAGCACAAUCUUGGAAGUUGUUCAAGACCUAGAAGCCACUUUUAGACUUCUUGUGGCUCUUGGGACACUUAUCAGUGAUGAUUCAAAUGCUGUACAAUUAGCCAAGUCUUUAGGUGUUGAUACUCAAAUAAAAAAGUAUGCCUCGGUAUCAGAACCAGCUAAAGUAAGUGAAUGCUGUAGGCUUAUCCUAAAUUUGCUGUAGUAUUGGGGAAUGGGGGCUGAGAUUUUAAAUUGAUUAGUGUUUUUUUUUUUCCUCACAUUUUUCAUGACUGAUUAAAGAUUAUUAAAAAAAAUACUGUGGAUUAAGUUAAAGUUCAGAUCUUGUAAACUGGCAAGGAGGGGAAACAAAGGAGAAAUAAAAUUUUUGCACUGAUGAAUUGUGAGAUUUUUCCUGUGUAAUGUGGAUAAAUUUUCAAGAAUAUAGAAACAAAUUAAGAAAAAACUGUAAUCAACAACAUCACCAUCACUAUGUCAUUUUUCUCCAUACCUUAGCCAUUCAGAAGAAUACAAGGGCUUUUAUAUAAUCUGUUUUUACUAAACUGUUAGUUGUUGGUGGUUAUCUUUUAUUUUAACUUCUUCGAUUACUUUCAUUGUUGGGUUCUAUGAACAUCACUGACAUAUUUCAAGGUUUUGUUUUAGCAUUUACUAUACAUUUUUAAAUAUUGUUAUACGUUGAAAAGAUAAUUUCUUGAUUUAAGUCAUUUAUAAAUAGAAGGUAUAUUUGUUUUCUAGCUAAUUUUUAGAUGAAAAAUCAAAUAGAUAAGUUAGAUCAUAUAUCAAUUUAGACGAGAGGCCUUAAGUUGCAUAUAGGUUAUAUCUAGUUUCUUUUCCCCUUCCAUGUUUGAGAUAGCUUCAUUUUCAUUCCAGCAAUGAUAUUUGUUUACUUUCAGUUAUUUCCAUUAUUUAAAACAUGUUCAAUUUUAUUAGGCACUAUGUAAGCAAACCUGUAUCAAUCUAUGUUAUUUGAAAGUCUAAAGGCUGUUGUGUGAAAUUAAUGUCUUGGAUCCUCCAAUAUGACCCACACAGUAUACUACACACUUUGACAUUUACUUCUCCAACCAGCUUUAAAUGAGGGAUGGUAUUAUCUCUGUUGCAAGUCUAAAGAUAAUGGAAUGAAUCAUGAUAGGAGAAAACAAAGAAAACCCAAGAGUGAGUUAACUAUUAAAAGUACUAUAAUUUCUCAGAGAAGGUGGUCAAAGAACAUCCUUUCUGAACAUCUUAGCAACUAAAACAAAGAACCAUCCAUUAAUUUUAGAUGAUUGGUUGUGUCUAAGACAAUCUAAUUUCUUAAGCAAAUUUUUAUUUUUUAUGUGGGAGAAAUGUUUUCACCAAAAGGACUUGGCCUAAAAUCAUGAGCAACAUUCUUAGCAUUUGUGGUAUUACCGUGGGGGUUUCCUAGCCAAUGCCAAAUUGAACUCUGAGAAGGACCUUUUUUCCUAGCAUGGGAAUAAAAGUUUCUGAUUCUUUAGAUUAAUCAAGGAAAAACUUCUGGAUAUCAAAAGGAAAUCAGUAAAAUGUAAAUAGAGGGGGUAUGUACCUUGAUAAGUAUUAAAUCGUACCUUCUCGGUGUGCACCUGGACUUUAAAUAUUGUUUGCUAGCUCAGAAGCCUAUGCUUUAUUUUUUGUUGAAUCAGGAUUUAAAUUGUUACAUCAAACUUAAAUGACAAAACUAAGAAUUUAACCUGGAUCAGACUGGUUCCAUUACAAUACGCUGCCCUCUUAAUACGUCAAGUCUACCAUGUAAUUAUAGGUACAAUUUGGCUGCAAUAUUUUGAAAAACCAGGUACCCUUGAAUAAUUGGACAUAGUCUUAUUUAACAAUAUGAGUUCACUCUACACAGUUUAGGGGUGGCAAACUGUAAACACUGUUUGCCUUUUACUAUGGUGAAAUAUUCUUAUAACAUUUUUAUUAUCUCAUUCCAUGUUUAUACAGUUUAGCAAAAGGAAAAAAAUAAUUCCACUUGAAGGAUGUGUUAAAUAGUGGUUUAAUUAUUUAAUGAUUUUACGUUUCUUUAAACUUUUCUGUGAUUCUCCUAAUGUUUUUAUUUCUAAAUAUAAAAGUAAUAAACAUUCAUUGAGUAAAAUACACAUUCACCUCACCCCUCCAAAUAAAAAUUGCCUGUAAUCUUA
Molecule: messenger RNA, 4580 nt
Organism: Marmota monax (woodchuck)
Lineage: Eukaryota; Metazoa; Chordata; Mammalia; Rodentia; Sciuridae
Gene: Plaa
Product: phospholipase A2 activating protein
Exons: 14
Coding region: 263-2653 (796 amino acids)
Biological process (GO): ubiquitin recycling; proteasome-mediated ubiquitin-dependent protein catabolic process
Cellular component (GO): nucleus; cytoplasm
Molecular function (GO): ubiquitin binding
Source: RefSeq, a predicted model, not a curated record